Xiphias gladius (swordfish) is the source of this 3873-nucleotide messenger RNA. Its product is annotated as WASP homolog-associated protein with actin, membranes and microtubules. The record is from RefSeq and is a predicted model, not a curated record. Gene Ontology annotation, cellular component: cytoplasm; endoplasmic reticulum-Golgi intermediate compartment membrane. The transcript has 11 exons. The coding region runs from base 263 to 2608 and encodes 781 amino acids. Gene Ontology annotation, molecular function: actin binding; Arp2/3 complex binding. Gene Ontology annotation, biological process: endoplasmic reticulum to Golgi vesicle-mediated transport; Arp2/3 complex-mediated actin nucleation. Lineage: Eukaryota; Metazoa; Chordata; Actinopteri; Istiophoriformes; Xiphiidae.
UUGUUAUGUUUAAUUUCUUGGCUAAAUAAUGCACGCAAAAGAUACGCGGCUUCCGCUGUCUCCUCCCACUCGACGUUUAUUGCCAGUAAAUGCGAUAACAUCGUCUUUUGACUUUAGUUUUAGUCGUCAACGUUCGGUUUUUUUUUAGAUCAUUCCGAAUGUUCCUAAGGCACCUGAAGGCAUCCUACGUCACGCAAAUGGCGGACGUUGUAAACAGAGCCAGCAGUUCCCCGGAGGCCAAAGUGAAACAGCUCUUUUUAAGAUGAAUAACGUAGACUGCGAGCGCCUGGAUAGCCUGGAGGGCUGGGUGGCCGUUAAAAGCAACUUAUUUGAAGAAAGCGAGACGUUUAAGCUGGGCUUUAUCGUGCAGUGGAAUGUCAUCGAGCUUAAGUUCGCCGUCACCUGCCACAACCGGACGCUACAACGGCAGAAACGCAAAGCCGAGGUCGCCGUCGGCGACCCUCAGAUGAGCUGGGCUGGACUCUUCUCCGUGAACGACCUGAAACACAUCCAUCGGCAGUUUACAUGUGUGGCAGACGUGCCGGGAGCCUGUUUUCCAGAUUUGUCAGAGUUUGAAGGGGGCAACAUUUGGGACUUGCUCUUCCUGAAUCGGAGGUCAGGUCCCGAGGACGACGACGAGAGGGACUUCGAUACGCCGUGCAGGAAGCUGGAAAAAUAUUUCAGCACGGCCAUUGACAUCUGCGGUCGGAAAAUUGUUCUGGAUACAUUAUUCACCCAGGAUGAGCGGGGUGUUGAGGAGUACUUUGAAAAUCUGCAGGAGUUCAAAAGGAAGACCAUGCAGGAGGAGAUGUCCAGGGCCAAGGAUCACCUGCGACAGCUCCUGCAGAGUCACGGCACGGCAGACCGAAUGGUUGUGCUGCUCAGCAUCUAUGAGGAAGAGGACGAGGCCUACCAGGACCUGGUCACUGUGGCCACCACCUUCUUCCAGUAUCUGCUGCAGCCUUUUAGGGACAUGAGAGAGCUGGCCUGCCUCUACAAAAUGGAGAUCCUGAAGUCUUUGGAGUUUGAGGACUUGGGUCCCAAGAGAAUUGCAGCUCUGGAGAAGGAGGCGGAGGAGUGGAGAACGAAGGCGGAAGAUGCAGUCGCCUCAAUUCAGGACAUCACUGUCACCUACUUUGCACAGACUUCAAAGGCUCUGGCUGGUAUGUUAAAGCAGAUGGAGGAGGAUAAGUGUCGUUUUGGGGCUGCUGCCUGGGCAUCUGCAGCUCCCAGACUGGAGAAACUACGCUUCCUAUUGGCCAAAGAAACCCUGCAGCAUAUGAGAUCAACAGAGAUGUGCCUCAACCGCAAGAAAAACAGCAUCAGAGAAAGGCUGGGCAGCCUGUCUGGCAGAGUCCAGAGCCAGAGCGCUGAUUCCAGCUCUGUGUCUGAGGAUGGCCAACAGCAGGACACCGUGGACCAGCUGGAGCUGCAAUUCUAUGAAACCCAGCUAGAACUGUACGACACCAAGUUUGAGACCCUGAAGAAUGAGGAGCAGCUGCUGGUGGCUCAGAUAGACACAGUGCGACGGCAGAUUAAAGAGCUGAAGGAGGAGGUGGUUUACUAUGAUGUGUGCGAGGAUCCAGAGGAGCUGCAGAGCCUGGUCCACACAGGUAUCCAACAAGCAGACUCUCCAGCUGUCAGUCAGCUCAAAAGACGCCUACAGACCUUGGAGACCAAGAGAGGCAACAUCUGUGCCCGGCGAGCUUAUCUUCGCAACAAAAAGGAUCAGUGCAUGGAUUCCCAAGAGCAUAAGCAGCUAGCAGCCAAGCAGAGCUCCAAGGUCUUCAGCCAGCAUCAUCAGGUCCACCUGAAACGAGAGAAGAGAAAAGAGGAGGAGCAGAGGAGGAAACAGUGGGUGGACCAGGAGCGAGAGAAGACUCUGAGCAGAUUACGAUCCUUCAGAGAGAAGCGACAGGGCCAUUACAUCCUGAAAACUCCCCAGUCCAGGAUGUCUCCUUCAGAAGUCCCAUGUCCCUCGCAGCCGCUGUCAAUCAUCAGCCUCGGCCCCUCUCCCUCCUCUGAAGGACCCUCCCCCUCCAUCCGCCCUGCACCCAGGCGCAGUAAAGCACCCAAGAAACAGCAGCCUAAAGACAUCCCUGUCCAAAUCUACACUGCACCGCCCCCUCCAACAGCAAAUAUACCUACUGCACCUCCUCCUCCGCCCCCUCCACUGCCACCUCCCCCACCACUGCCCCCUUCUGUACCUCCUCCACCUGCCAAAGUUUCCUCUGAGGACACACCAAUGGCUCUCAGUGAAAAAGAGGACCCUCCUUUCCCAGCCAAGAACAUGCUCAAACAAAAUAUAGGAACAAUGGAUGAAGUGUUGGCCUCACUGCAGCGUGGACAGAUUGAGCUUAGAAAGGUCCCCGCUCCCAGGACAGCGCCCCCUGCUGAGGACCCAAGGAGCAGUCUGAUGUCUGCCAUCCGAAAGGGAGUCACCCUGAGGAAGGUGGUUCCUACACGUGCAGAGGUCCUGAGCAGUGGAGACAAUGAGCUAGAGCGCAGCAUCAAAGCUGCCAUGAUGCGGAUGAAGAAGGUGGCAGCCGACUCUGAUGAGGAGGACAGGGGAGACGACGAGACACAGAAUACAGAAUGGGACAGCUGAGAACACACGCAUACACGCACAUAUUGAUUAAGUCUUCCUCUAAAAUUGACCCUGCUCUGUUUUAUCCUGCUUAUGUUGCUGUGAAAUUUUCACCACAAAAGCUUCUUCUUUGACUAGGACCGGAUCACACCUUUCCUGGCUUAAACAUUGCAGUUUGUUGAAGUUUUCGUCAAAUUGUUUUGUUUUGUUUUUUUUAAAUUGCCCUGAGAUGUUGAAAUACAUCCAGAACUGCUUCAAUCUAACUAUCCAGGAAGUGGCAGAAUCAGGAUUCAGUCUCCUGUAAACCAGAUGGUUAACAGAAAUCCCAAACUGAGCGAAUGUGGUGCUGUGCUUCAGCGCUCAUUAAGGAGACAAGCCAAGCAAUAGCACUGUAGUACAGUGUGCAAAUGAUUGAAUUUCUUCCAACUCUAUCUGAAGGCCUUUUGUGUGUCUGUCACACAGCAGAGGAAGCCUAUGCUGCAGGCAGAGACGACUACACUAACCAGCUCCACUAUCACAAAUACUCAUUUGUCUCAUAUUGCUGAGUCUAAACUCAGCUACUUCUGUUAUUUUGAAUGUAAUUAAAUUUGAACAGUUGUUUUUUAACUUGACUUUACGCCAACAAGGGCUACAGCAAACUGAGUUUUGUAGUUUUUGCAUUUUAUUAUUAAACAAAGGAAGAGUUACGUUCUAAAGUGCAGCAGUGUUAAUUAUUUACAGCCUACAUGUCUAAAGUCUCUGUUACUGUUUUGUAUUAGAGGCUAUUUGAUGCACUGUUAUGUCCAUGUUUUUCUUUUUGUGUAAGAAAUGUGUUAAUGUACUAGGCUGAAUUUCUGUGCAAUAUAUACAUGAUCUGUUCUUCUUUUUCUUCUUCUCUGAUGCCAAAACAAAUUAAGUGACAGAAAGAAUGCUAGAUUCCUUUUUUUUUUUUUGGGGGGUAAGAAAUAUGUCCUAAUGAUGGAAAAAAAGCUUGCUGACAGGUUAUUGUUAUUGUUUAGGGCAAACUUCAUACUUAUGGCCUUUGAACCUGUGAAAGAGCACUUGACUUACGUAAACCUCUUAAAAAGACAUGGUUAUAAUGUAUCGUGCACAAAAAACAAUACUGUAUUGCAGACUACAGAAGAAAUUACUAAUUGCUGCACUUUGUUUUAAAACUUCUGAUUCUGCGAAGAUAUGAAACUUCUUCCAGUGUGUUACAGAUGAGCUUUGGGCUGAUGAUAGCUGAGGCGGAAACACACUUGUACUGCUUAAUAAUAAAUGAAGACACGUAGGAUCAUACACGAAUU